Molecule: messenger RNA, 653 nt
Organism: Salvelinus namaycush (lake trout)
Lineage: Eukaryota; Metazoa; Chordata; Actinopteri; Salmoniformes; Salmonidae
Product: 28S ribosomal protein S12, mitochondrial-like
Exons: 3
Coding region: 154-588 (144 amino acids)
Biological process (GO): translation
Cellular component (GO): small ribosomal subunit; ribosome
Molecular function (GO): structural constituent of ribosome
Source: RefSeq, a predicted model, not a curated record
ACGGAAGAAAAUGUUUAAAAAAAAAUACUUCCUGCGGUCAUACGCGUGAGAGCAGUUACGAUUUCUUAUUUUCCCUAUUAUAAUUAUAUAUAUAUAUUUUAAAGACACACGUCGGUGGUUUGACCUUGGACAGGAACAGAAAAAUCAACAAGGAUGGCGUCAUUGGGGAGUCUGAGACCAAUGUUGACAUCACUUCUGCAAGUGUCUCAGUCUGUCUCCCAAUGGUCCGGACCUGUCCUCUCCAGAACUAUGGCUACUCUGAAUCAGAUGCAUCGCCGGGGAAAGCCGUCCCCCCCUCCCCCGAGUGUCAGCGCCAUGUUCGGCCGCCCCCAGCUGAAGGCAGUGAUCCUGAAGACAAUGAUCCGGAAACCCAAGAAGCCAAACUCGGCCAACCGUAAAUGUGCCAGAGUCCGCCUGAGUAACGGCAAGGAGGCAGUGGUCUUCAUCCCCGGGGAGGGACACAACCUUCAAGAGCACAAUGUAGUGCUGGUGCAGGGGGGCAGGACACAGGACCUGCCAGGAGUCAAGCUGACUGUGGUCAGGGGAAAAUAUGACUGCGCUCAUGUUGUGAAGAAGAAAAAUAACUGAGAGGGAUAGGGAAUGUUUUUUGUUGUAUAUUUGUAAUAAAUGUCUUAGUUCAAAGUUGGCUUAGA